AUGAGGGGCAGCAGCAGGAGCAGCAGCAGCAGCAGCAGGAGCAGCAGAAGCAGCAGAGGCAGCAGCAGCAGCCGAAGCAGCAGGGAGAGUUUUAGCGGCAGCAGCACCUUGAUGGAGGGCCAGCUGCUGCGUCAUUUGUAUGGAUCGCAGCAGCAGCAGCUGAGCCUACGGGAAGCAGCUGCAGCAGCAGCAGAAGAAGCAGCAGCAGCAGAAUCAGAAUCAGGAGCCUCUUCCGACACCGUGUAUUCUUCAGACAGUUUAGAUGAGAGGAGUUUCAGCCCCAUGCCUUCGAAGCAAUCAUCACGCUGGGAGGAGGAGGGCUCCUCCAGAGAUGACAGCAGCAGCAGCAGCAGCAGCCGCAGCAGGAGCAGCAGCAGCAGCAGCAACUGCAGCAGGCAACCCUCGAAAGGGGCUUUUCCUAGGGCCUCUCCUCCCACUCGCGCGGAGCUUCCCCUAAGAAGACGCCGCAGCAGCAGACGCAGCACUGUUAGGGGGUUGCGGCGACUGCAGCAGCAGCAGCAGCAGCAGGAUGGAAGGAGCAGCAGCAGAAGCAGCAGGAGCAGCAGGAACAGCUGGUCAAAAGUCUCUUCAGUGAACGCCGUAGGCAGUGAAGACGCCGACCCCAGCAGCAGCAUCAGCAGGCGCAGCAGCAGCAUCAGCAAUCGCAGCAACAAAGCAAGCAGCAGCAGCAGCAGCACCAGCAGCAGAAUGGCUGGCAGCGACGGAGGCUCUUCAUUUGACUCUGCUCCUGAAGAGGAGGACAACAAGCAGCAGCUUCCGUCGUCCCCUGCAGCAGAAGAUGAAGCAGCAGCAGCAGCAGCUCCUGCAACAGCAGCAGCAGCUCCUGCUACAUCAGCAGCAGCAGACGCAGAUGCUGCUGCUUUUCUCCCUGUGCCGGCUGCUGCUCAGCGUCUGCUGUCUGCUGUGGGGUUUGGCAUGUGGGGCUUUGAGGCCGCGGAGUCUGCAGCAGCAGCAGCAGCAGCAGCAGCAGCAGGUGACGACGCAUACGAGGACAGCACGUUGCAUUCAGACAGCAUGCAGCAGCAGCAGCAGCAGCAGCAGCAGCAGCGUGGUGCUGCAGAGCCAGGGAGUCGUACAAUCAAUGAAGUUAAGACUUCUUCUUCUUUGCUGCCUGUUGAUUACUUUCGUCGAUUCCCCGUGGGAUGUUUGCAGGGUAUAUUUUGUUUUUUAGAAGCUGAAGAAAUAUUAAAGGUUUCGGGUGUAUGUGCAGCUUGGCGUGCUGCUGUACACAACUCUUUAGGAGCCUUUCAGAAGGUUUCUGCUGUUAGGCUUGAGGGAGUGUGGCUGCGGCUGGGGGAGAGAGAGAGGCAGCAGGCGUUGCUGCAGCUGCAGCAGCUGCACCAGCUGGAGGUUCCUGCUGCUGCCUUCGCCCCCACAAACCACAACACCAGCAGCAGCAGCAGCAGCAGCAGCAGCAGUAAGAGCAGCAAGAGCAGCAGCAGCAACAGCAGCAGGGGUGUGCUGCUCAUGGAGGAAGUUGCUGCUGUUGUUGCAUCUAACAGCAGCAGCUUGCGCGUCUUAGAGCUGCAAUCUGCAGAAUCCCCUUCUUUAAAUUGUUCUUCAUCUUCUUCUUCGUCUUUUAAUGCUCUUUGCUCAUCUUUAGGAAGGCCCUUUGCUCUAAGGCCUUUGACCUUCUCAUCUCUUUAUCGGCUGUCUAUUUCAGGUGUAGAUACACCGCGCUGGCUGCAUGCACUCAACAACUGCAAAUUUCCUAAACUUAAAACUCUCAGAGUCACCUACUUCCCCCCUUCACCAACGCACUGGUCCUGGAAGGUCUUCCCUGACUACACGCCUCUAGCAGUGAGGGGUUUGCAGCGGAUGCUGCGAGAAAUGCCUGCGCUUGAAAAUCUUACGUUGGGGUUGAGUGUUGCUGCAGAACCACCAGAAGAAACAAACCAGCAGCAGCAGCAGCAGCAGCAGCAGGAACAGCAGCAGGAGCGAGAAACCGCUGCGCAGCAGCACCCUUCUACCAGCAGCAGCAGCAGCAGCAGCAGCAGUAGCAGUAGCAGCAGCAGCAGCAGCAGCAGCAGCAGCAGCAGGAGAGUGACGGACUUAGGGGGAGGCUGGCGUUAUGAAGAAGAUGAAAGUUCUAUAGGGGGCCCCCCGUGGGAGGUGUGGGGGCCCCCUGCUGCUGCAGUUGGAGGGGGGCCCCCCCCCUAUGGAGGCUCACACUCUGCGUUUGCUGCUAAGAGAGGACGCAUAAGUGAAGCAGACCUCAGCGAUAUUUUUGCUGUUGUCUACACUCGUGCUGCUGCUGCUGGAAAUCUUAAAAGAAUUACUUUCAUUACAAAGCAGCAGACGCAAGAAGAGGGGCCCCAGCACUCCCUCAGCUUGCUGCAGCAAGACACUACACCUCUUGUUGAUGCCGUCUCUGCUGCUGCAGGCUUUUGCUUCCGAUACGUCAGCAGCAUAUUCGGACAGCAGCACCAGCAGCAGCAACAGCAUGAGCUGCAGCACGAACUGCAACUAGAGCAGCAGCUAGAGCAGCAGCAGCAGCAGCACCAACCGCAAGACACGCAGCGCUGA
This is a messenger RNA of Eimeria acervulina, 2547 nucleotides long. Its product is annotated as F-box domain-containing protein, putative. Gene Ontology annotation, cellular component: nucleus. Gene Ontology annotation, biological process: regulation of transcription by RNA polymerase II. Bases 1 to 2547 code for a protein of 848 amino acids. The record is from RefSeq and is a predicted model, not a curated record. Gene Ontology annotation, molecular function: transcription cis-regulatory region binding; protein binding. NCBI's taxonomy places the organism in Eukaryota, Apicomplexa, Conoidasida, Eucoccidiorida, Eimeriidae. The transcript is spliced from 2 exons.